Molecule: messenger RNA, 537 nt
Organism: Ambispora leptoticha
Lineage: Eukaryota; Fungi; Glomeromycota; Glomeromycetes; Archaeosporales; Ambisporaceae
Source: the annotation of a GenBank genome assembly
AUGGCAGUACUUAAAUCUAUAAUAAUAGCUUUUGUAACAUUGGUAGCGUAUUCAUCACUUGUAUCAGCUGAUGCUACGCCAAAAGGAACAAAGAACGAUACUCAAAGCGCCGUCGCUACAUUUACCCAAGGAGUAACUGGAAUUAUUACUUUCCAAGGAUAUUAUGACAACACUACAAAAAAAACCAGCACUGUUAUUAAAGUUGACAUUCACAGUGGUCUGAAUAAUCACACUGGAGUAUAUCCAUAUCAUAUUCACGUAAACCCAAUUACCAAUGGUAAUUGUACUACAGCUGGUGGACAUUUGGACCCAAAGAAUGUAACCGAUGCAUACACUUGUGCACCACCAAAUCUCGUCGCAUGUCAAUUAGGAGACUUGAGCGGUAAAUAUGGUAAAUUAAUACCUGAUAGUGAAGGCAAAAAUAAAACUAGCGAAGUCGAUGAAUUUCUUUCUUGGACAGACGAAGCUUACUCAAUGCUAGGUCGUUCAGUCGUAAUUCAUUUUCCAAAUGGUAAGCUCUUUUUGCUUUACCGUUAA